Penicillium nucicola is the source of this 1545-nucleotide messenger RNA. Its product is annotated as MFS general substrate transporter. The coding region runs from base 1 to 1545 and encodes 514 amino acids. The record is from RefSeq and is a predicted model, not a curated record. Gene Ontology annotation, molecular function: transmembrane transporter activity. Lineage: Eukaryota; Fungi; Ascomycota; Eurotiomycetes; Eurotiales; Aspergillaceae. The transcript is spliced from 4 exons. Gene Ontology annotation, biological process: transmembrane transport.
AUGCCUCUUGCAAUUUAUGCUCUAGACUCGCCAGUUGGCUAUCAAUGGAGAGCAUCAAAGGUCUUUGUCACUGCCGUUAUUUCUAUGGCUAUGUUUUCUGAUACAUUCUUGUUUAGCUUCAUCGUUCCUAUUUUACCUGAGAUGCUCGAGAUUCGUAUCGGAACAAAUCCUGCGCACACUCAAAUCCUUACCUCAAUCAUACUCUCAAUGAACGCAACGGUAUCCAUUACAAUUGCACCUUUCAUAGCUCAUUUCGCCGAUAAAACAUCCGAGAAAACCCGCCUCUUGGUAAUCUCCUCGGCAAUCAACGCGAUUGGGACACUGCUCAAUGCGUGGCCAGCGAAACUGCCUGUGCUGAUUAUUGGUCGAACAAUCCAAACCAUUUCCGGGUCAUUGAUUUGGAUCAUUGGAAUGGCAAUUCUUGCGGAUACCGUGGGGGUGGGAAAUCUCGCCAAAGCGCUAGGCUUGACAUACAUGUUCGUCAGUGCAGGUUUCCUAUCCGGUCCAGCCGUUUCGGGAACACUGUACAAAUUAGUAUCGUAUCGAUUCAUUUGGACAGUGGCCUUUGGGGUCAUCGCUAUCGGACUAAUCCUCCAACUGCUUGUGAUAUGUCCAACUAACAAUGACGAGAGCACCAUGACGAACAAUUCCCUAGACGGGGAAAGUGCUGGCUCUGGUGAAACCGCUACCGACAUAGAUGAUGGCGCAGAGAACAGCCCACUUCUACGUCCAAACUCAUUAGCGACGACUACGUAUCAAUCUCUGGUAAGUGUGGAGGGAAACAUAUCUUUGGAUCGUUGGAAAACAGCGCAGCCGGAGACACAGAAUGCGUACUACCUGAUGCUCCGGCAAAGUCGUGUUUCUACAGCACUAGCUGCUGAUAUCUUGUUCGCCAUGAUACUCUCCAGCUUUGAAACUACAAUCCCCCUGCAUGUAAAGUCAGUAUUUCAAUGGGAUAGUCUUCACGCGGGGUUGUUAUUUCUUCUGCUUCAACUGCCAUCUAUGGUUUUAGUACUCCCCGCAGGAUGGGUGAAAGACAAAAUUGGAAUGAGGUAUCCCGUCACAAUUGGUUUUCUAUUAACUGCGCCCUCGCUCUGGCUUCUUGGAGUAGCGGGUAACGAAAGUUUCCCAUGGUCGGGUACGAAGAAAGCGGCUGAAGCAAUUUAUCUCACUGCACUUGUGGGGCUUGGAGUUUGCAGAACACUGCUCUUGGGAUUUGGAGGUGUUGAAGUCAUGCAUGGCGCAAAUGCGGUCGAGGAAGAAUUUCCGGGGAUAUUCGGUCCGAACGGUGGAUAUUCUCGAUCGUUCUCAUUAUCCAAUAUAACUUGGAAAUUCGGGAUGUUUGUUGGACCUUUGAUCUCUGGGACAUUGACGGACAAGUUUGGAUACUAUUAUAUGAACCGCUUUCUUGGUAAGAUCUUUUCAUUGGUCAUUGCACCCAGUGCUAGGGUUCCCUUCUCCUCGAAUGUCAAUGUCAGUGCUGAUGACAACAGCAAUCUUGUGUUUAAUCACAGCGGUAUCGACAUUUUUGAUCAUUCGAGAUAG